Chrysochloris asiatica (Cape golden mole) is the source of this 1562-nucleotide messenger RNA. RefSeq names its product angiopoietin-like 5 (gene ANGPTL5). The transcript is spliced from 8 exons. The coding region runs from base 97 to 1257 and encodes 386 amino acids. NCBI's taxonomy places the organism in Eukaryota, Metazoa, Chordata, Mammalia, Afrosoricida, Chrysochloridae. The record is from RefSeq and is a predicted model, not a curated record.
AAGUUCUCAACUGAAGACUCUAUGCUCUGAAAUUCUUUCCACAGAGAGCUGACUGAUAUUUGAAGAAGUAUUUUCGUUUCUCCAAGAAAAAAUAAGAUGUAUCUUUCUGAAGUCUCACUAUUGUCCUUAAAUAUUUGUAUUUUUAUUUAUGCAGAUGCAAUACAAGUUAACUGUGUGCAUCAUUCUAAGGACUUGUCAACUGUUAACAUUGUAGACGGUGAAUCUAAUGCCAAAUAUGAAAGUAAAAGUAAUGACACUCUUUAUAAAGAAAAUGAUGAUGAGUCAUAUGAUGUUAAACCUAAAAUUACACGAGAAGAAAAGCAUUUCAUGUGUAGAAAUCUGCAAAAUUCUAUUGUUUCUUACACACGGAGUACCAAAAAACUACUAAGAAAUAUGAUGGAUGAGCAACAAACUUCCUUGGAUUAUUUAUCCAAUCAGGUAAAUGAGCUCAUGAAUAGAGUUCUUUUGACUACUGAAGUUUUUAGAAAACAGCUGGAUCCUUCUCCUCACAGACCAGUUCAGUCACAUGGUUUGGAUUGUACUGAUAUUAAAGAUACCAUUGGCUCUGUUACCAAAACACCAAGUGGUUUAUACAUAAUCCAUCCGGAAGGAGCUAGUCACCCAUUUGAGGUAAUGUGUGACAUGGACUACAGAGGCGGUGGAUGGACUGUCAUACAAAAAAGGACUGAUGGAGUAAUCGAUUUCCAGAGGUUGUGGUGUGACUAUCUGGAUGGAUUUGGUGACCUUUUAGGAGAAUUUUGGCUAGGACUGAAAAAGAUUUUUUAUAUUGUAAAUCAGAAAAAUACCAGUUUUAUGCUGUAUGUGGCUUUGGAAUCUGAAGAUGACAGAUUCGCCUAUGCAUCAUAUGAUAAUUUUUGGCUAGAGGAUGAAACAAGAUUUUUUAAAAUGCACUUAGGACGGUAUUCAGGAAAUGCUGGUGAUGCAUUUCGGGGUCUCAGACAAGAAGACAAUCAAAAUGCAAUGCCUUUCAGCACAUCAGAUGUUGAUAAGGAUGGGUGUCAUCCUGCAUGCCUGGUCCAUGGUCAGUCUGUGAAGAGCUGCAGUCACUUCAAUAGUAACACUGGUUGGUGGUUUAAUCAGUGUGGUCUCGCAAAUCUGAAUGGCAUUUAUCACUUCCCCAGAAAACCACUUGGAACUGGAAUUCAUUGGGGGACAUGGACCAAAAACAACUCAACCAUCAAGAUUAAAUCUGCUUCUAUGAAAAUUAGAAGAAUUUACAAUCCGUAUUUUAAGUAGUCUCAUUUAAAAAAAUUGUUAUGCAAAUUCCAGUCAUAUUUGAUAAUGUGUUAGCGAUUCUACAUCAUUUCUUUUUUUAUUCAGUGUUUUAUCAUAUUAGAUAAUAUUUAGCUAUAGAUGGCAUCUAGGUGUUAUGAGUUUAACUCAAAUCUUUUAUUUUGUAGCGUUUUAUAAAACAAAGCAUAACUUAGUGUAUAUUUUUUCUUACUAACCAUAUAUGAACAAUAUAUAAUAAAGUUUUCUUUAAGUGAAUUACAGCAUGUCUUCCUGAAAUCUACAGUCUGUUCAAGGACUUCCUGUUCUUU